Ictalurus furcatus (blue catfish) is the source of this 3015-nucleotide messenger RNA. It is a transcript of the gene nudt9, whose product is annotated as nudix (nucleoside diphosphate linked moiety X)-type motif 9. The coding region runs from base 1264 to 2253 and encodes 329 amino acids. Lineage: Eukaryota; Metazoa; Chordata; Actinopteri; Siluriformes; Ictaluridae. The transcript is spliced from 8 exons. The record is from RefSeq and is a predicted model, not a curated record. Gene Ontology annotation, molecular function: ADP-ribose diphosphatase activity.
UCUUAUUGGAACUCUACUUGUAUUUUAUUGAAAAUAAUGUCUUGUUAGGGUGCACGGUGGCUUAGUGGUUAGCAUGUUUGCCUCCUGGGGUCAGGGGUUCGAUUCCCACUGUGACCGUGUGUGCAGAGUUUGCAUGUUCUCCCCGUGCUGUGGGGGUUUCCUCCGGGUGCUCUGGUUUCCUCCCCAAAGAUGGUAGGCUGAUUGGCAUGUCCAAAGUGUCCGUAGUGUGUGUAUGUGUUUGUGUGCCCUGUGAUGGAUUGGCACCCUGUCCAGGGUAUACCCUGCCUUGUGCCCCAUGCUCCCUGGGAUAGGCUCCAGAUUUCCCCGUGACCCUGAAAAGUUCUUGUUAUUGGAAAGUAAUUGGAAAUUACAGAGAGUGCUUUGGGAGUUUUGAAAUCCUAAAAUAUUCUCUUUACAAUUAGAGUCUUUUCUAUUUAUUUUUUUUAGAAGGUUAGGAUAUUUUAUCCUUAUUUUAUCCCAUUACUAAUCUCUCUCUGUCUCUCUUUCUCAUAUAAAUCUUAAGAAACCAUCCUGUAAACAUCUUAAUCUAUAUUGGUCAUUAAUGGUUAAUAAUUAAUGGAACACAAAGUUUGAAACAGUUCAUUUAUUUUCUUUAAAGCUGACAUAUACCGCACUGACAAUUAAAUAUUAGCACAAGGUGUGCUCUUUUCCCAGGUAUGGAUAUGGUUAUAAGGAUCCCAUUAAAAAUCCCGUAGAAGUGUUCCUACAGUAUAUUUAUGUCCUAUAAGACAAUUCAUAUAGGAAUCUCAUAGGAAUGCAAUUUACAAUGUACAACUUUCUUUAUUGGAAUCCUUUAUGAUUUAUUUAUUUUUAAAAAAAUAUUAUUUAUUUAUUUAUUUAUUUAUUUUUUACAAGGGCUGUCUGUUUUUCACGUUUCUGUUUCAGGUAGAGUUCAGUUAAGUCACAAUCCCUUUCCUCACUGUUUCUUACACAUCCAUGACACACCCAAGUGUUUUAUUGUUUCUUUCUUUCUUUCUUUCUUUUCCAUAGUAAUCUAUGUUCCAUAUAUUAUAAUCUGCUGGAGUCGGUUUGCUUAUAAAUGUGCUGUAAAAUGACACACAUGCGCGGUACAGAUCAAGAGGCGUGAUAAGGCAUAGUAAAAUGUGCGCAUGCGCCAUAGUGGCACGCAUGCGCGGUGAGAAUAAUCGCAGCCCCACUGACGGUCCCCGCAGCUGGAGGGAGGAGUCACUAGGUCGCUACUGUUGACUUCCUGGAUACUGAAGGCGUUUGGGGAGUUUUGUGAUGAAACGAGUGUUUGGAAACUGGGCAGGAUCGGUGCACAUCACUCUUACACUUGUGACAUUGCCGUUCACCGUUCGUGCAAGUGGAUUCUGUAAAUCCAUCAACACCAGAGCGUCAAGUGUCUGUACAUUAAGUUCUGUCUCCAUGUCGUCUGCAACACAUAUCAAGGCCCGUUGCACAGUUUACCCUGGCUCAGACAAACAGCGCUUCCCUGUUCCAGAUGAUAAAGUCAGCUGGGCGACUGUCUGGCCCGAGUACAGUCCUGUGAACUACACUGCACUGUCUGUGCUGAACAACCCAGCGUGGGCUGAUCCAGACAUCGGAUCUUUUUCUCCACGGUUUAACGCGCUUGAUGGGUCUGUGGAUAGGCAGAGUCAUGAAGGAGAUUACAUCAUACAGGAUGGUCGUCCACUUAAUCCAAGGGGAAGAACUGGCCUGAAUGGACGUGGCCUACUUGGUAGGUGGGGUCCUAACCAUGCUGCGGAUCCCAUAGUUACCAGGUGGAAGCGGGACUCUGCAGGCCAGCGUGUUUAUCAUGCUGUCUCGAAACAGCCCGUGUUGGAGUUUGUGUCCAUUAAGAGGAAAGACUGUGGAGAAUGGGCCAUCCCAGGGGGUAUGGUCGACCCAGGAGAGUUGCUGUCUCUGAGUCUACAGCGAGAAUUCUCAGAGGAAGCUUUGAACUCUCUCGAGGCUUCUCCACAAGAGCGCAAAAAGAUCUAUGAGCGGAUCUCGAAGCUGUUCAGUUCACCUGGUUUUCAGGUGUAUAAAGGUUAUGUAGAUGACCCAAGAAACACAGACAAUUCCUGGAUGGAAACAGUUGCUGUCAACUUUCAUGAUGAAACAGGUGACAGUGUAAGCGAGCUGCCUCUGCAAGCAGGCGACGAUGCCGCACAGGUGAGCUGGUUUGACGUCGAUUCGUCUCAGCCCCUGUUCGCCAGUCAUUCAGAUUUCCUCCAGGCAGUAGCAGAGGAAAGACACGCACACUGGUAACUGAAGGGAGAUGACGUGUGCCUUUGAAGAUACGAUCAAAAAAUAUAUGUAUGAACACAAUAAUGAUUGUAGAUUCUGUUUUACUAAAAUGGUGCAGACAUUCCAGCUUGAAGCCUGGCUUUUCAUCCCUACAGUUCCAUGUUCUUUUAAUACAAUACAGACUGAAACUGCAGAAAAAAAACGUUCAGGCAUUUCUGAAUGGUUUUAAACAUGUCCUGAUGGACACACACAGUCGGUAAUGGUGCUAGCUGAAGGCUGACGUCAGUGCAAUGACUCCAACAGCGGUUUCUGUAUGAAUUCAUUUAAUUUAUACUCACCGUGGAAAAACAAAUCCAAAGCACACCCCUGUAACCACUUGCAUGUACGUGGAAGGCUGGGUCAUCUACUAUUUAUUAUAUAUAGUAUGUGUGCACUUUAAUUAAAGACUUAAGGUAAAUUCUUUAAGACCUAUAAGGCUGAAGAUAAUGAGGCUGUUUUUCCUUAACUACAAAUAAUCACUCACCAUUGUGUCAUUGUUAUAAUAAAUACAUCUCGAAGUCUGACUAUUACUUAAAAUCAUAGUCUUUUUGUAUUUCCCCCCCCCCCCCCCCUUAUCUAAAUGAACUAAACUAAUUUGCUCUGUUUCAUCGAAGGUUUUUAAUUCCGGUAACGGCAGCCCCGUGCGCUGUACAUUUUUGCAUUUCCAGUGCUCUAAUACAGUGUGUGAAAGUUUGUGCACCCUUUAGAAUUUUUUACACUUCUGCAUAAAUACGACCUAACACA